Molecule: messenger RNA, 5229 nt
Organism: Priapulus caudatus
Lineage: Eukaryota; Metazoa; Priapulida; Priapulimorpha; Priapulimorphida; Priapulidae
Exons: 10
Coding region: 101-3538 (1145 amino acids)
Biological process (GO): protein localization to centrosome
Cellular component (GO): centriolar satellite
Source: RefSeq, a predicted model, not a curated record
CGUUCUUCGGCACUUGAGGUUUCUAUUGAUCGAGGAAAGGGAUAGGUGAAUCUAGAGGACGCCUUGAAGGAGAUGAACAAAAAGAAAUUCUGGCUUUCUAAUGCCUGUAGAAGGAUUGGAGAAGAAUGACAGUCGAAGAGGAAAGAAGAACAAGAAGGCAAGAAAUAGAAAACGAAAAGCAGAGCAGAAAAAGUCUGACGAAAGGGAGAAAAUGGCAAUGGCUGGACAUCAACAGGCGGGAAUUAUAAAUGGAACAUCGGAUGCAUCAGACCAAUUUUCUGCUGAAGAAGAUGUAGCUUCUCUGGAUGAAGGCAUUGAGAGAUGUGCCAGGCUAUUGGCCAAUAUGGCAGAGCUUGGGGGUCUGAAGGAUACACCUAACUUGUUAUCCUGUCUAUUCAACCAGAGUCUUCCUUGCUCAACGAACAUCCUUCCUGAUAUGCAAAACCAGCCAAGGGCCUAUCUGCACCCUGAGAGAGGAGGUUCACCUCAUGCCUUUGAGAAGACGGUGCUGCCUUAUAUCAUCCCGCCACCACUCGUGUCUGUGACAAACACACGAGACUCACCAAUCGUGCCGAAUAUUUAUGCUGUGAUUGAAAGUAUGGGGUUGAGCAGCGAAUCAACAAGCCCCAAUCUUGGAUCUCAGAAAAUUGGAACGUCUGAUACAGCUCAGGAACUUGGGGCAGAAACAGUGGAUCUGCAGUCAGAUGAAUCAGACAGUAUUAGCUCAGUAGUGCAGUUGCUGAAUGGUGGAGUAAUGGAAGAGAAAGUGGAAAAUUGUCGCCAAGAGGAGCAAAUCCAGCGUGGGUGUGACUCAGCAUUUAUAUCGCAGGAUUUACAGGAAAAUGGAAUACAACCGCAACCUUCAAGUUACACAAACAAUGUUAUGCAAACCGGGGGUACUGAGUACUAUCAGUCGUACGAUCCACAGUCUCCCAACUGGAUUACUCCUACAUGUGAACAUCCUUAUUCUCAGCUGCCUGCACCAAUGCUAUCCUUCCAGAUGCCACUGUUGACCAGUCAGGCCCCACAGUCUUUCAUGUCCGGUGCUCCGUUCACUUCCUCUUUAGUAACUGUAGCUCAGACACCGGGAUCAUAUAGUCAUGACGUUCCAGCGCAUUUAACCAACCAGGGUGAUGCUUGCCACCUCAGGAAUCGGCCUAGUGCUGCUAGUCGACAGGGUCAGAGCCGUGCAGUUCAUGUGAGUGGAGCUAGUGGGAAUAAUACUGAAGCCAGCAUUUCUUUUCCUCAGCCGGUGUGCAGUAUCAAUUGCAGCAGCAAGGCUGAGCCCCAACCCAGCAUUAAGAAGUCACCAAAAAAACAGCUACCAGAAUCUCGCAAAGGAGAGUUUACCAACUGGCUUCAAGAUGAGAAACCAAAGUCUGUAGCAUGUGCUACCGGUGCCACACCAAAGCAAGUGAAAGGUGCUUCUAUGAGCAAUAGUCCAAAUUUUUCUGAUCAAGCAGGGAAACCAUACAAUGGGAUUCCAAUGAAGAGUAGCAUUGAUGUAACGAAUAAGAUCUAUAAUCUACCAAACAUUGAUGAUUCUCCGAUCAGUGGCCCACUGCUGCAGUCUGGCCCUUCUCCCAAUAAUAAUAGGCCCAUGAUGCAAGAAGAAAGGAAUGAUCCAAGUGGCGGGAGAGAUGCUGUGAAAAUGCUGAUGAAGUGCACGGAAGAUCUCAAGCUAAUGCUUGGGAAUCGAGGUGACAGACGUGCUGUUCAACUCGUGCAGGAGCUGGAGAUGGCAGUGGGCAGACUACCAGUUGUGAUGGAGCACCGUGAUGUACAAACACAGAUAGAUAUGGCCUUGCAGCCACUGAGGAGUGAAAACUGCCAACUAAAGAGGAGAAUUCGGAUAAUCAACCAGCAGCUGAGAGAGCGUGAGCGAGCGGAGAGGUCACAUCAUAACUUCGACACAACUUUUGAAAUGGAACUGGAAGCUUUGAAUGUACGGCUACAGAUAGAUCUAGAAGAGGAAAAGCAGCAGAACCAGUUUCUGCAAUCAACCGUUGAAGAUCUACAGAGGGAGUUGCGUGAGCUCGAUAUUGACAAUCAAAAGCUAAAGGAAGACCUUGAGAUGAGUAGCAACAGUGUAGACCUGGCGAGGCUGCAGUCAGAACUGAGCGAGGUGAUGAUGAAGACGGAUGCAACCCGCAUUCGCUUCCAGGCUCUGCAGGAACAGAAUGACCUGCUGCGAACCAGAAUGAAGAGGAAAGACGUAGAAGUCACUCGUAUGCAGGUCUACAAGUGGGAAAUAGAGUACACCUUAUCUGAGCUAUUGAAAGAAAUAGAGUGCAAUGGUGCAAGUUCCUUGGAAAAACUGUACACAAUAAUAAAGGCGCAAUUUGAAAACAGCGCUGCAACCGGUGGAAUUAAUGGCUACAGCAAGGCUCAGGAUCUGUGUACUGAGCCGGGUCAUGCAAGCGAGAUAGACCCACCGAGGACGAGCAGCGAGCACCGUCCCAGUCAUCGCCUUCCCAACGAGCCACCCAGCGGAAUGACCAGCCGCGCGGCCGCUGCUGCCGACGGCUGCGACGAUGCGCCUGCACAGUCCGCUACUCCCGCGGCAAGCCGCACCGCCAUUUACGGCGUCGACGCCCAGGUCAGUUGUUCCUCACCGAGCGAGCGCGGCGCUAGUUCUGCUGACGCGACGCUGACGUCUUUCGCUUCCUGGAAGCACGCUGUAAACGCUAGUGCUAACCAAAGUGAUGUAAUCAAUGGGGGAGGCGUCGGUAGCGACGAGACCGGCUGCGCGGACAAAGCUGCGAGCCUAGUCCGCGCGUUGGCGGAACCACUCGUUCCGAGCCUCAUUAGCGACGUUGUCAAUGAUAGUCUUUCAAGCGGUUCGCUGACCUUUCACUCGUUGAGAAUCUUGAACGGGCAGAUAGUCGAGGCGUCGGCGGGCGAGCGUGCUGCUGCGCGAGCGUUGCCCGGGCGCGAUCAGAGUGGCCCCGGCUCGUGUGCCGGUCUCUCGAAGAGUAACGCGGCGCAGGUAGGUUGCGCAUCCGUCGAGCAGAAGGGCGCGUGUCGCGACGAGCUGGACGAGAUGUUUGCCUCCUUGGUAGUCGACAAGAGCGUCAGCGGCAGGUCGUCUCAGGCUGAGUCGUCCGCUUCUCUCGGCGGCGGCGGUGCGCAGGACGGGGCGGGCGCGGCCGGCGUUCUGCCACCGGCCGCGAGCAGCAAGCGUCACAUUCUGCAGAAGUUCCUGUCGGACGUGCAGAGCAGGAGCGGGGGCGUGAGGAACGGCGAUGCCCAGCAGCUCACCAAGUGGCAAAGUUCGCCCGAUCUCAUCGGAUUGGCGGGCACCAACGGCACCUACCCAGCGGAGUCGGCCGAACCAGGAAGCCCCAUGCAGCGAUCCUGUAGCAUGCAGUAUGUCAACAAUAGCAAUGGCUUCUGUAACAGUAAGGUCGUCUCGGAGACCGUUUCGUCGCUGCGAUCUAGCGAUGAUAUGGAAUUCUGUAAGGGUCUAGAGGAGCUGGAUAGCCGUAUUGCUACCUUGGAGAAGUGCUUUCAGCAGUGUCAAACUGGCUCUAUGUGAUUUCUACCUGCUAAUCUUGAAGUCAAUGAAAAUGGUUACGAGGGUUGAUAAUCAGCUAACGAGAAACCGUUUGAAUUUUUGUAGCUUUUGUGUUCACUUCAGUUGCUUUUACUGAACAUCGUGUAGCGUCAGUAACUUGGCCUCUCACUGUUUAUUAUAUCCAAUGCUCUUCUAGUAUUACCUGAAGAACACAUUGACCAAUGUGUGAUUAGCGACACAUGUAAUACAUAUUAUGCGACGUGAAGUGGAAGAUGCUAUCAUGUAUAGCAUGGUAAACAUAUUAAUUGUCUCAUAUUAAUCCACUUUGUUUUCGUACAUUCCCAUCUGUAAUGGUCCUCCUGGGUUUGUUUGUCUCUAUUCGGUCGCUGUAGUAUCAUUGUCGGUCAGUGCUUCACUUGUUAUAAAUCAAAUUUUGAGAUAUUGUGUAGGGUAUCAGUGCAGAUGAUGCCUGGUUAGUCCUAUUUAAGUAUUGGAUACAUGCUCAAGUUGAUGUUAUAUCAUUACAUAACAUUAGCUCGUGUAUAGCCAAGAAACUGAUAUUCUGAGAUAUAUGCCUGAGGAGGUCACAUACUUGGAUGUAUAUCACAUACUUGGAGGUCACACUCUCUAUGGUCACUUGCAGUACAUACACACACACACACACACACACACACACACAAACACACAUGUAGAGAUUGUGACGGGAUUACACAGCUGCAGCCGGUGCGGUGAUGAGAUUCUCGUUUACACUGCAUAUAUAGCCUUGACAUGAUUAAUUAAGCAACAGUGCUACCUAGACCUUUGCCACACUGCUGGUGUGAGUGUGUGUAUCACAGACAGCAGCGGGAGGCCAACACUACUACUUCGUCCAUUUUGUUUUUCGUUGUGUAGGUUCAGAGAUGCAUCGCAUUCUGUUUACAUCUCUGCUAUCUCCUUAACACCCCCAUGUUCGUUGCAAGUGCGUAGGAACAGCUGAAGGUAAAAUUUCUAUGGAAAUCAUCGUGGCGGGGAGAUGGGAGGUGGUUGGACGUCAUAAGGCUUAUUUGCAGUCGAUAAGUUGAGAGUGUUUCUGUAGCAUGCAUGGAGAAGUCGCUUUAUAUAUAUAUAUAUAUAUAUAUAUAUAUAUAUAUAUAUAUAUAUAGUAGAUUCAGAGGAUUGAGAAACAGCUGUAAAGGUGGAGGCAGUCCAGUCUGAAGUUUACUAGUCUUCUAUCGCAAUAAGGCGUGGGCCAUGCUUGUGAACAUUGUGCUGUGCGAAAUCACAACCAGCCAUCAGCAUGCAGUCUGUUUUAGUUCUCAGGAAGUUGGUCUUUCUAUAUUCAUUAUAUGCAGUAUAAGUACACGUGGCCUGUAUAAUGAUUUUGGCCUUGGCUCAUUUUGUAUAGUUUUUUUUUUGCGGGCUGUUAGAUAAAAAAAACUAGAUAAUGGGGAUGCAGAAGAAAUUGUUGAUUACAUAGAAUAUUAUAUUCAGGAAACAGUUCUGGUCUUAGAAAUCAGUGACUGUUAAUGCGCCUUUGUUAUCCUUGUCAUCAAGGGUCAAAAACUUCUAAAAUCUAAAACUAAAAAAAACUCAUCAUGAUACCCAACUCGUUUUUGUUUCUGCAACAGCCUGACGUGACUGUCUGUACACACUAUAUGAAGCCAUCCUUAAAAAAUUAUAUGUUUGCUGUCCUCCGACCGACCUACGAAAAUAGCCGCGGCCCAAAAGUUUUU